Messenger RNA from Rasamsonia emersonii CBS 393.64, 1317 nucleotides. Its product is annotated as Proteasome regulatory particle subunit Rpt1. Bases 1 to 1317 code for a protein of 438 amino acids. The transcript is spliced from 4 exons. Gene Ontology annotation, biological process: proteasome-mediated ubiquitin-dependent protein catabolic process. Gene Ontology annotation, molecular function: ATP hydrolysis activity; ATP binding; proteasome-activating activity. NCBI's taxonomy places the organism in Eukaryota, Fungi, Ascomycota, Eurotiomycetes, Eurotiales, Trichocomaceae. Gene Ontology annotation, cellular component: proteasome regulatory particle, base subcomplex. The record is from RefSeq and is a predicted model, not a curated record.
AUGCCCAGUGCUACAGGAGCCGACUGGGAGAAGUAUCGGAAGAACUUCGAUGAGGAGAUUCCCGAGAAGAAGAUUACUCCUCUGACCGAUGACGAUAUCCAAGUACUAAAGACCUAUGGCGCUGCACCCUACGCAGCCGCGUUGAAGAAACUCGAAAAGCAGAUCAAAGAGAAACAGCAGAGUGUGAAUGAGAAGAUCGGAGUGAAGGAAUCCGAUACUGGGCUUGCACCUCCACAUCUUUGGGAUGUUGCUGCGGACCGGCAACGUAUGCAGGAGGAGCAACCGCUACAGGUGGCACGAUGCACGAAGAUUAUUCAGGAUGAGAAGGAUCCAGAGAAGAGCAAAUAUGUCAUCAACGUCAAACAGAUCGCCAAGUUCGUCGUGAAUCUCGGAGAACGGGUCAGUCCGACAGAUAUUGAAGAGGGCAUGAGAGUUGGUGUCGACCGAAACAAGUACCAGAUCUUAUUGCCUCUGCCACCCAAGAUCGACCCUAGCGUGACGAUGAUGACUGUUGAAGACAAGCCGGAUGUAACAUACGGAGAUAUCGGAGGAAGCAAAGAGCAAAUUGAGAAGCUGCGGGAAGUUGUGGAAAUGCCACUCCUGUCUCCUGAACGCUUCGUCAACCUCGGUAUCGACCCUCCCAAAGGUGCUCUUCUCUACGGCCCGCCCGGUACGGGUAAAACGCUCUGCGCGAGAGCAGUUGCAAACCGGACAGAUGCCACCUUCAUUCGAGUUAUUGGUAGCGAGCUCGUUCAGAAGUACGUGGGUGAAGGUGCUCGGAUGGUUCGAGAACUGUUUGAAAUGGCACGAACCAAGAAAGCCUGUAUCAUCUUCUUUGAUGAAAUCGAUGCGAUCGGAGGUGCCCGUUUUGACGACGGCGCUGGCGGUGACAACGAGGUUCAGCGGACCAUGCUGGAGCUGAUUACGCAACUUGACGGUUUCGACUCGCGCGGCAACAUCAAGGUCAUGUUCGCAACCAACCGUCCGUCUACUCUGGAUCCGGCCUUGAUGCGGCCCGGGCGAAUUGACCGCAAGAUCGAGUUCUCUCUGCCAGACGUGGAGGGCCGGGCUAACAUCCUCCGGAUCCACGCCAAGAGCAUGUCGGUGGAGCGUGACAUUCGAUGGGAACUGAUCUCGAGAUUGUGCCCCAACGCGACGGGUGCAGAGCUGCGCAGUGUAGCCACGGAGGCAGGCAUGUUUGCGAUCCGAGCUCGGCGGAAGGUAGCGACGGAGAAGGAUUUCCUGGCCGCGGUCGACAAGGUGAUCAAGGGCAACCUGAAGUUCAACUCGACGGCGACGUAUAUGCAGUACAAUUAA